Messenger RNA from Microsporum canis CBS 113480, 717 nucleotides. RefSeq lists its product as uncharacterized. Bases 1 to 717 code for a protein of 238 amino acids. The record is from RefSeq and is a predicted model, not a curated record. NCBI's taxonomy places the organism in Eukaryota, Fungi, Ascomycota, Eurotiomycetes, Onygenales, Arthrodermataceae. The transcript is spliced from 4 exons.
AUGAUGGAAAAAGUCGUUUGCGCCGGUCCAUCGACUGUGCCGCCUAGCUGUGUGUGCAAGAGAGUGGAAAAGAGACGCCUCCACAUCCGUGCGAGCAAACGAACAUCGCCACCAUGGAUCAAGGAUAGACUUCUUAUUCAUUCCCGCCUUUCAAACCAGUCCAGCCGUAACCACCAUUGCGCAGCACCAACUCGAACAUCUCUCCCUUGUCCGAGGACAGAACAAGAAGGCAGCAAAAGAAUGCGUCUCCGGAAUAAUCUGGAAGCAGCGUGGCCAGUCUUGCUUGCGCAGUCUCAAUCAAAAACAGACGGCGACGGGUUGUUACCUAAUUUUUCUUUCAUGUUCAUUCCCUGGGGCGAUAUAUGUAUAUACGAAUGGGCUUAUCGAAGAGCUGCUGGUUCCCCUUCCCCUGGCACGCUGCCGCAAGCUGGCCGCAAGCUCGUCCCGAACAAACACUUAACAACCCUGAAGAGGUUGUUUCCUUCCUGCGGGGACCUGUGUAAAAUGUACGCAGCGUUUAAAAAAGAGUUCUCCACUCAAAUCCCGUACAGCGAGAGAGAGAGCCAACGGGCAACGAGUGAGAAGCCAAGCGAUCACUGCCCUGGGAUUGAAGGAACGAGAGAGAGAGAGAUGGGAUAUGCAUGGGAUGUGUUGAACAUGGUCCACGGACUCUAUCGUCCAAGGAGGUUGACGACGGAACUGAAAGCCCGUCGAUGA